GACGUUGACGAGGCGUUAGAUCGAGGCGUUAUCUUCGAGGGUCUGUCCGGCCUCGUCCCCCCCGGCGACCCCCCCGUUGCCCCCGGCGACCGUGCGUCUCGCCGCCUGACGUCCCGCCUGGUGUCUCGCCGCCGCCUGCAGCGCGACGGGGGGGCGGUGCGGCGCCUCAGGGAUCGAGAGACCGUGGCGUUUCGGCGCUCGCUCUAUCGUCUCGGCGUGCGAGUGCACGGGGUCGCCGGCGUCUCCGCUGAGCUGCUGCCGCGUGACAUCACAGCCGACAGCUUUCGCCUAAGCCCCGCCCCCUUGGAAAGGCUCCGCCCCUGGCUGCGCCGCGAGCUAACGGUGCUUUACGGUGUUCACACGUCCUUGGUGGAUAUCGUGCAGAGAAUCGUUACAGCGAGGCUUCAACGACACGGCCUGGAGGACCAGAACACCAUAGAAGAAGAGUUACGCCCCUUCCUCUUGGCGCGAACAAACCACUUCCUGCACGAAAUGGUUAGCUUCGCAAGCUCGCCGUUAGCGUUGGAAAGCUACGAUUUAGAGGCGGUUUACGAGCCGCCGGACGAUGCUAUCGUGCAGCUAAACGACGACAGCAGCGACGGGUCCGUUAUCGCUAUUUCAGAAGAAGACGAAGAGGAGGAAAUGGACGAAGAAGAGGCGGGAAACGAUGAAAUCCCGACAGGAAGUUGCCUCAGUUUGGCGGCGUGGGACGACGAGACGCCAGGCCCCUCCUACUCUCUGAGCCCGGCCAAUCAGGAGGCGGCAGGGAAGGAUGAAGAGGGAGAAGAGGAAGAGGAGUGUUUGAUCGUUGGGUACAAGAAACCGAUCGCAGAACGAACGCCGGAGCUGGUGCAGCUGACGUCAGAUAGUGAGGAAGAAGAGGAGAAGAAGGAGGAAGAGGAAGAUAAGAAGGAGGAAGAGGAGAAGAAGAAGGAAGAUGAAGAGGAGGAACUUCCUGCCGUCGCUCCUCCUCUUCCUCAAUCUCCCACAAUCCCUCCUCCCAUUGCUGGCUGUAACAAAGAUGGCGGUUUGUGGUCGUCCCCAGAGAGAGGCAGGAAAGAGAAGAAGAAGACGAAGAGGAGGAAGAGGAAGACGAGCGGCACUUUAUUCAACCCGAAUCGUUCUAUUUUUCCCGCCAUGAUGCGCCGCCGCUCCUCCAGCGCCGAGUCCAGCCCGCCGGAUUCUCACUGGGACGGCUCGUCAUCAUCUUCCUCAUCCUCCUCUUCCUCUUCCUCCCCCAUGGAAAACCACGGGGAGAAACCGGGAGGGAAGAGGAAAUAUAAAAGCCGCCAUCUGGACCGCGAUGAGAAGGAUCCAACAUGGCGGCCGCGGGAGGACAAGGAGCGCCGGAGGAGGAGCCGGGAGGACGAGGAGAGGAAGGAGAGCAGGAGACGAGAGGAUCGCAGUCCCAGCGUUGAGAUCAUCUACGAGGGAACCAUCCCCCCCAACGCAGCCCACCCCCCCGCUAGGAAACGCCGCAGGAAACGCCAACGCAAGACCCAGCACAGCAGUUCUCCGGUCAUCAUCACGCUGGAUAGCGACAGCAGCCACGAGGCUAACAACAACAACAGCAGCUGCAGCAGCAGUCCAAUCAGCAGCCAGCAGACCGUUGACUUCUCAGACCUUCCUCCCCUCCCAUUGGUCCAUCCCUCCGGAGUGGGUGGGGCUUUGAGCGGUGAAAUCGGCGAUCUUCCCGUCGACAUCCUGGAUCCAAUCGCCAUCAACAGUGACAUCGAUGUGGAAAACUUUGAAGUGGGCGGGUCUUCAUUGGACGAGGAGCCAAUCAGAACGCCCGAUUUAUCCGAUGAUGCGGAGGUCACAAAUUCACAGCGUAAAAGAAAGUCGAUUUCUGACAGCCGUUUGUUAGCGAGGAUCCUCAACGACCUGCAGGGAAUCAAUACGGCUAAAUUGAACCCGUUGAACUUCGAGCCACGUGAUUCCAGAAGAAAUCGCUUUUUAAGGGACGACAAUAUCGAUCAUCGGGACUUCGACCCGCCGACGUAUCGUAACGCCACCCACCCGUUGACUUAUUUUGAGCGGUUAAAAGAAAAGGAAGUCCCGCCUCUCUUAAAACAGGCGAGUCCCGUUCGGACGUACAACAGAAACACGCCGCCACCAUUAAAACACAAAGACGCCGGGAGUCCACACCUGUCGCCGAUUUCUCCCAUUGACCUCCAUUCAAAUCCCACCAUUGACGUGUCUCAAGGUAAUCGCGCCAUCCCGCCCAUCUCAAUGCUGAAAAAACAUUUCACGAGCGCUCUGGCUCUGAGAGGAGAGCUGGCCUCCACUAGUUCAGCCAUUGACUCCCAUUCUUCUAAAGUCAGCUUCCAUUCCACGAGUCAAAAACCUCCCAUUGAUUCCCAUUCUUCUUCUUCUGAAACUGGCUCCACGAGUGCUGCUUGCUUAUCACAUCUGGAUUUCAACUUGAUACCCCCCGCAAAGGAAACCUCAUCUUCAACCGUUGACUUGCAUCCUGUGAAUUCUUUAUCUCCCUUUGAAUGCCACACGGCCAAGACUGGAUGGUCCAAUGAUAAGCUAGCUAACGCCGACUCUAGGAAUAAGACUCUGAGACCAGAUUACUGUCAUGUUUCACCCGUUGACCUCCAUCCUUCCAGCCGGGGUGGAGAAGAUUUCUCAGGAGUUUGCUGUAACGACAAAUCACCGCCUGUGUUUGUUUCAUCCAUCGCUGCAUUCCCACCAAUUGACUCCCACUCUUCCAGUAAGAGAGAUAACUUUAGAGGUAGAUAUGCGCCAUCAACAGCUCCAAGCAACAGGUUGUCACCCAUUGACAUGCAUCCUAAGAGUCCAAAACAUACCACUGACCUCCACUCUUCAAGUAAGAGAUAUCACUUUUUGGAAAAUCUUACAACCUCUAGAGCUAGCUCGGAGGUAAUAACGGCUCCCAGAAGCAGCUAUUCACCCAUUGACUUGCAUCCUAAAAGUCCAAAACAUACCACUGACCUCCACUCUUUAAGUAGGAGAGAUAACUUUUUGGAAAGUCUUUCAACCUCUAGAGCUAGCUCGGAGGUAAUAACGGCUCCCAGAAGCAGCUAUUCGCCCAUUGACUUGCCUCCUAUGAGUCCCAAAUCUACCGUUGACCUCCACUCUUUAAGUAGGAGAGAUAACUUUUUGGAAAGUCUUUCAACCUCUAGAGCUAGCUCGGAGGUAAUAACGGCUCCCAGAAGCAGCUAUUCGCCCAUUGACUUGCCUCCUAUAAGUCCCAAAUCUACCGUUGACCUACAAACAUCCAGUAAGACAGAUAACUUUCCAGAAAGUCUUUCAACUUCUAGAGAUAACUCAAUGCCAACCACAGCUCCCAGGUUAUCACCCAUUGACGGGCAUCUUAAAAUUCCCAAAUAUACCGCUGACUUCCACUCUUCCAGUAAGAGAGAUAAAUUGUCAGAAAAGCUUUCAAGAUCAGUGUUAACACCGGCUACAAGUGGCAGGUGGUCACCCAUUGACUUGCAUCCUAAAAGUCCAGAAUCUACCGGUGACUUCCACUCUUUCAGCACAACUUCUAAAGGACUGACGAACAACAAAGCAUUGUUGUUAGUCAAUCAUGGGGAUGCAUUGCCUCAUGGGCGCCUGACACCCGUUGACUUGCAUGAUACGAGUCCCUUUUCCCCCAUUAACACACAUCCUUCCAGCUCACACUUUAACCACACAGCCUUAACCGCCGCUACCUUCCAAACACCACGUAAAAGAAGCAGUUCUCAGUCCGAGGCUACCAUUGACUCCCACUCAAAGCCUCAAAACCACCACAAUAGGUUCCCCACUGACGCUCUUUCGCAGAGUAGUCUCCCCAUUGACUCUCAUCUAAAAAACUCUCGGACGGACAAUCACGUGGAGAACCAGUGGAACUCAAACUCACCCAUUGACGCCCAUUCAGACUCUGCCACGUAGAACACGCACCUGAAAUGUAUUCAAAUAAUGAACAGCUGUUUUUUUUUACUUUGUUAAUGUGUUGAUUUAAAAUGUGACGGUUCAGACGACCUUUCGUGAGGCUGGCUCUGAGAUUUUAUCUUAAUUUUUUAAUGUUAAGUUAGUUUAAAAAGAGGGGCGAAAUAAAUAAAAAGUGUAAUUUUUUUAUUGAACGAUCAUCUCUCUUCAGGGCCACAUGUUUGUGGAUGUGACUAAAAGUAAAAAUAAAAUAAAAAGAUUUUAGAAAAGUCGAAAUUUGUAAGAAAUUCUGAGAUUUUUCAAAGACCUAAAAACUUGAAAAAUUCAUAUUUUUUUCAGAUAUCUGAGCAAAAUGACAGAAGUUUACAUUUUUACUUUUGGUUUCAUCCCAAAAAAAAUUCUCGUUUGUCUCCAAUCGUUCUCUGUAGAUUAUCAAGGGUGGAAAUGUAUCUGGAGGUUUAAAAUAAAUAAACACUGAAUUUCUUUCAUUGGUU
This is a messenger RNA of Notothenia coriiceps (black rockcod), 4394 nucleotides long. RefSeq lists its product as uncharacterized. The transcript has 3 exons. The annotation marks the transcript as partial. Gene Ontology annotation, molecular function: ubiquitin protein ligase activity. NCBI's taxonomy places the organism in Eukaryota, Metazoa, Chordata, Actinopteri, Perciformes, Nototheniidae. The record is from RefSeq and is a predicted model, not a curated record. Gene Ontology annotation, biological process: protein monoubiquitination; protein polyubiquitination.